Messenger RNA from Erythranthe guttata (spotted monkey flower), 1852 nucleotides. Its product is annotated as F-box/LRR-repeat protein At3g26922. Gene Ontology annotation, molecular function: protein binding. The record is from RefSeq and is a predicted model, not a curated record. Lineage: Eukaryota; Viridiplantae; Streptophyta; Magnoliopsida; Lamiales; Phrymaceae.
UUUUAUCUUUUUUUGUUUUUUUUACACUUUUGUCAAUUGAUUUGGUUUUUGUCCAAAGAUUGAAGCUUUAUGGAUUGGAAGAUAUAUCGAAGUGAUUCGAAAUUUUCAACCCAAGAAGAAGAUCAAAUUUCAAUAAAGCUUCCGCCUUUAAUUUAAUCUAUAGGUGAUUGAUACAACCUAGGAAUUCUUCUUACUCUGGCUUUUGUCCAAAGCUUAAUUGAUAUGAAGCGGCGUGUCGACAUUGAUUGUGAUAUUCAACCCAAGAAGUGUGCUAAAAGAUGCUCAGGCAACAACGAUCUGAUAAGUCAGUUGCCGAAUGACAUCCUCGUCGAUAUACUCUCUCUCCUCUCGCUAAAAGAAGCCGCUCGCACGAGUGUUCUUUCAUCCCGUUGGGUAAACUUGUGGAAACACACCCCCACCCUCGAUUUCGACGCUCGAACCGCGUUUGAAAAGAUCGAUAAACAGACCGAGUUGCUCGAGAGCGAGGCACUCAAGUACGUAAAAUGGGUCGACUCUGUAGUCAAAUCGCACAGAUCGCCCACCUUAAAAGAAUUCGCAAUCCAUUUUAGUUUAGACACAGCAUUCAAGAAUUCAAUCUCCCGGUGGCUCGAAUUCGCAUUUUCCAGACAAGUUCAGAGGUUGGUAUUGGACCUCGGGAAAUAUUCCAGUUGGUCCAAAUACUAUUGUUUCCCCGACGAGCUCCUUCCCCUAAGCGCACCUAAAUUUUCUUUUAAGUCCCUCAAAGAAUUGUCUUUUAACUCCGUUCAUUUGUCCGAUGGAGUUAUCGAGUCCUUUUUAAAUAAUUGCCCCCUACUCGAACGAUUGGUUGUCCGUCUAACGAAUAAAAUAUCAAUUGUUCAAGUGUGUGGUCCAUCCCUCAGGUUAAAACACUUGGAAAUUGUCUAUUGCACGGGUUUGAAAUCACUUAGAAUUUCCGCGCCAAAUCUUACUUCACUUAGGGUUACGAGAGCAGAGGGACUCGUGCUCGACUCCGUUCCAAUGCUAGUUGAUGUGUCUAUUAAUUGUGGUGACUGCGAUGAGUCCGUCAAAAGUUUACUUUCUACGCUGUCUUGCUGCAUUUCGCAGUUGGAGAUUCUUAGCUUGAUCAUGUACAAGAGAAGGUACGUUUAUGAGGAACCAGUUGGGCUAUGCAAGUUCACAGAAAUGCCGAAACUGAAGAAGUUGGUCAUAAAUUAUUCGGCAAGAGGUCACGAGAAUCUUGUUUGGCUGACUGCGUUGAUGAGGGCAUCUCCUUUCUUGGAGGAAUUUGUAUUAAAUUAUGGAUGGUAUAAACUUGCAAGGAAAAACAGAGAAGUGACGGAUCCUAUGAGGUGUCCUCACCAUAACCUUAAAGUGUUCAAGUUUUCCGGUUAUUAUGGUCGUUCAAGUGACGCUGAAUUGCUCGGCUACAUUUUGGAGAAUUGCGUUGUGCUUGAGAAAAUAAUAAUCGAUUCCUCCAGUGCACGGUCCCCUAUAACCGACAAAUAUGACGUGGAACGAACUGCGAGGAAUAACGCAAAGCGACAGCUGGAACCAAAAGUACCUCACCACGUUGAAUUGGUUUUUCUUUAAUAUCGUAUUUAUGAGUUUUAAGUUUAAACUGCAAACAGUAAGUUAUCUUAGAUUGAUUGCAUUCGAACUGAAGGAUUUGAGGGAAGGAUUUCAAAUCCGUAAUAUGAAAUCCCCUCCUCAAAUACAAAUCCUUGGAUGCAAAAACACUUGGUUGUUGUAACAUUAAAUUUUUCUCAAGAAUAAUUUUUUUUCUCUUUUUUUUUUUUUGGGAACAGAAACAUUAUAUUAAUUAUGUUGAACAUGUAAAAGUAGUUGGAAAUCAAUUUUGAUGAUUACUGUU